Molecule: messenger RNA, 1689 nt
Organism: Purpureocillium lilacinum
Lineage: Eukaryota; Fungi; Ascomycota; Sordariomycetes; Hypocreales; Ophiocordycipitaceae
Cellular component (GO): nucleus
Molecular function (GO): protein binding
Source: RefSeq, a predicted model, not a curated record
AUGGACGAAGACGCCCGCCAUGAGCGACUGCUCGAUCGCCGUGCGCAGUUGACCGAAGGCCUCGGCAGCUUGCCGUAUGACUUGAUCCUCUACCUGGAGCGCGCUGCUGUCUACUCAGACUUGGGCUAUCCGGACCUUGCGGCUGCCGAUGCGUACCGAGCCUUGCUCCUCACAGAUGAGGUCGCCAACGAAGGCUUCGAGUAUCACGAACAGGCCCUCGAAAGCCUCACGCUGCGUGCCGAUCAUACUGUUCCCGAGGUGCUCACGUAUGGCAGUCUCGCAACGGAGCCGCUUGCCGCUAUCCUCGACGGAUCCGAGACGGACGAGGCUGCCGUCAUCCGACUUGCGCGGCUUGCAUCGGUUCGAGCGUAUCAGAUUCUCUCGCUGAGCCUGUUGCUGUGCGGCUGCCUUCAGAGCGCCGCCAACUUUUGCGAUAGGGGCCUUCAAAUAGCACCCAACAACCAAGAACUCGCCAAUACCAAGGAUCACAUUCGGACAGUCGGCCGCCGCAGGCUGCGUCGCGACGACUUUGAGAACGGCGACCUGCCGGACUACGGCCUGGUUCGGCGCGAGGUGUACCCUUGGAACGACCACGAACCCGACCGCUUCACGACCGAGUCAUUGGAUGCCUUGAACGCUGACCUGAAAGAGAUGGCCCCGAAAUGCGCCAUCCAAGUUGCGACGUUGCCGGUUCUUCUCGAAGGCGCCAGCGAUACCGAUGGAUACGACAUCAUUCCUACCUGCAAACAGCUGGGUGUCUUCGCCCAGGAGGACAUUGAGCCCGGGGAGGCGGUCCUCAAGGAAUAUUCGCUCCUGACCGCCAACAACAGGCUCAAGGAUCCAGUCUGCGACGCGUGUAGCUCCGACCUGCCGCCGCUUGGAAGCGAGAACGCGGCGGUGAGCUGCGACGAGUGCUACGACACCGUCUUUUGCAGCCAAUACUGCCAUGACCAGGCCAUGGAGCGUUACCAUCCAGCAGUCUGCGAAAAGGACGUCGACGCCAUCGCGAAAGAUCCCGACGCCUUUGAGGCCGACGAGACGCUAUACCUGCUCCUUCUCGCUCGUGUGUUAGCACUGGCUGCUCACCAAGAAGUCCAUCCUCUCGACGUGCGAGAAGUCAGGUUCAUCUGGGGCGAUUUUGUACCCACCAGCACCAACGCCAUCAAAGUGUCACCGAACGCCGGACCUCCACCCGAGUGGACGCUGCCCUUUUCCUUCAAGUACAACAUCGAGACGCCGCUCCACGUCCUGGAGAAGAUGGACAUUGACAUCUUCGCUGGAUUGCCAGAGUAUGACCUGUGGGUCGUCAACACGCUGUACGCCAAGUUUCGAGGCACUGCGUCGGCACGCAAGAACCCUCGCGAUGGCCGCCCAGACGUUGCCGCCGUCCACCCAUACUGGUGCCUAGCCAACCACGACUGCGACCCAAACGUCACCUGGGACUGGGGCGGCCGCAUGGUGCUCUGGGCGCGGAAGGAGAGGGUGGUUGGCGGACGGCCAGGCGGCAUCAAACGAGGCGAGGAGAUCCUGAACCACUACUGCGACGUCACCCUGCCUGUCCAGCAGCGUCGAGAGUGGGCAAGGGGCAGCCUCGGGGGCUGGUGUAUGUGCCAGCGCUGUCGAACGGAGGCCGCGGCCGAAGCUGCCAAGGAUACGACGGAUGUGAAUGGCAAGGCCACUGCUGGCUAG